Molecule: messenger RNA, 1848 nt
Organism: Ananas comosus (pineapple)
Lineage: Eukaryota; Viridiplantae; Streptophyta; Magnoliopsida; Poales; Bromeliaceae
Product: protein ROOT PRIMORDIUM DEFECTIVE 1
Molecular function (GO): RNA binding
Source: RefSeq, a predicted model, not a curated record
AUGCCCUCGUCCUCGUCGCUCUUCUCGUCCCUGACAGACGCUCGGUCAGCGGUCAGCAGCAGCAGCAGGCAGGGCGCGCGAAACGGUGUGUGUGUCUCCGACGCAGGGGUGUCGAGCCUGAAGGUGCCGUGGGGCGGGACCCGCGCGCUGGACUCGGCCAUCGAGCGGACAAGCGGUUACGGCCUCUGCUGGGCGCGUGCGAUCCGGGAGGUUCUCGCGGUAGCCGGCCGUCCGAUCCCGCUCCGCUACCUGGAGAAGCGCCGCCCCCGCCUCCGCCUCCCCCUCCGCGUGCCGACCUUCCUCCGCCGCUACCCCAACCUCUUCGAGCUCUACCCGGACCGCAUCCGGCCCUCCUCCCCCUCCCCGGCCGUCCCCUUCCUCCGCCCGUCCCCCUCCCUCCUCUCCUUCCUCGCCCUCCGCGACCGCCUCCUCUCCCUCCACGAGCCCCUCCUCCUCGCCAAGCUCGUCAAGCUCCUCAUGAUGUCCCGCCACCGCGCCCUCCCCGCCGACAAGCUCCUCUGCGUCAAGCGCGACUUCGGCUUCCCCGACGACCUCCUCACCUCCCUCGUCCCCGCCCACCCGGACCUCCUCCGCCUCUCCGGCCACCCCGGCCACGGCCCCUGCUUCGUCGAGCUCGUCGCCUGGGACCACUCCUACGCCCGCUCCGCCGUCGAGGCCCGCGCCGACGCCGAGUCCGAGCUCACCGGCGUCCGCAUGCGCCCCAACUUCGCCGUCCGCCUCCCCAGGGGCUUCUACCUCAAGAAGGAGAUGCGCGAGUGGGCGCGCGACUGGCUCGAGCUCCCCUACAUCUCCCCCUACGCCGACGCCUCCGCCCUCCACCCGGCCUCGCGCGAGAUGGAGAAGCGCGCCGUGGGGUUGCUCCACGAGCUGCUCUCCCUCACCCUCCACAAGCGCGCCGCGGUCCCCAUCCUCGGCAAGUUCUGCGACGAGUUCCGCCUCUCCAACGCCUUCGCCAGCGCCUUCACCCGCCACCCCGGCAUCUUCUACGUCUCGCUCAAGGGCGGGAUCAAGACGGCGAUGCUGCGCGAGGCCUACGACGAGCUCGGGGAGCUCGUCGACCGCGAUCCGCUGCUGGCGAUCAAGGAUAAGUUCGUGGAGAUGAUGGAGGAGGGGCACAGGGAUUACAUGGAGGCGAUGAAGAGGCGGAAGGAGGAGUUGGAGAGGGACUUGGAGCUGAUGGCUGCAAAGAACGCUGCUGAGACGGGCGACGGCGGUGAGACGUCGUAAUGCACACCACCUGUUUGUUCUUCUGUCUCACAAGGAGGAGGAAAAGAAGAAGGAGAGCUGUCAUUGUAUUUGUACAGAGGCGUGAGAGUGGGGAUUUGCUACGAGUUCGGAGCAAGCAGAUUUGCUUGAAUCGUCAGAUGGAUGGGGAUGUGAUUUGAAUUAUUCAUCAUUGAUUCUCUAACAGGAGUAGUAGAUCAAUGCCCGGAGUUUAUCUUUGUUGAGGCAUUCGAUUCAGAUGCAGACAGAACCUUUCUCUAUCAGUAACCACUAUUUGAGGGCUUUAGAAUGGGUUGGACUGUGAGAUUCAGAAUAUAGAAGGGGAAGGACUCUUUUGUUGUUGUUGUUGUUGUUGUUGCUGUUGCUGCUUUGUGCCUUAAGAAAAGUACAUGAAAGGAGCAAAAGUAUUAAAAUCUUGGACGAUGUAUUAAGUGUUUGUUUUGUAUGCGGACACCAAUUUUGGCUUGUUUGAGAAGGGUUGUUAACAAUUCAAAGCCAAUUUUGGCGUUCCAUCCGUUCGACAAGAUGGUAGACAUGGAUUGUUGUGGUUCUAAGUUGCUAUUCAAAUACGCAUCUCAGCUUUAAGCUGUUACCAUAUCUUUA